AUGACAGAAGAAAACAAGACUCUGGUGGCAGAGUUUGUGCUCAGGGGACUUACAGAUCAUCCAGAGCUGCAGGUCCCCCUGUUCCUGGUGUUCUUGGUGAUCUACCUUACUACCAUGGUAGGAAACCUUGGACUGGUUGCUCUCAUCUGGAAGGACCCUCAUCUUCACACGCCCUUGUACUUAUUCCUCGGCAGUUUAGCCUUUGCAGAUUCUAGCACUUCAUCCUCUGUGACUCCUAAGAUGCUUAUGAAUUUUUUAUCCAAGAAUCAUGUGAUAGCCGUUUUUGACUGUAUGGCCCAAUUUUAUUUUCUUGCUUCCAGUGCAACCACAGAAUGUUUCCUCCUGGUAGUGAUGGUCUAUGACCACUAUGUCGCCAUAUGCAACCCCUUGCUUUAUCCGGUGGUGAUGUCCAAUAGCCUCUGUACUCAACUGAUAGGUGUUUCAUAUGUUACUGGUUUUCUGCAUUCCAUAAUUCAUGUGACUUUGUUACUUAGAUUAACUUUCUGCAGAUCCAAUGUAAUACAAUAUUUCUAUUGUGAAAUUUUACAACUGUUCAAAAUUUCUUGCACUGAUCCUACAGUUAACAUAAUCCUGGUUUUAAUUUUUUCAGCCUUUAAAUUUUUCAGCUUUACUUUUGUGACCAUCAUAGUUUCUUAUACCUGUGUCCUCUUUGCCAUUCUGAAAAAGAAGUCUGAAAAGGGCAGAAGCAAAGCCGUUUCCACGUGCAGUGCCAAUCUGCUCUCUGUCUCUUUGUUCUAUGGCACUCUCUUCUUCAUGUAUGUGCGUCCUGGGUCUGGUCCAGCUGUAAAUCAGGACAAGAUGUAUUCUUUAUUUUACACAAUAGUAAUUCCCCUUCUAAAUCCUUUUAUUUAUAGCCUGAGAAAUAAAGAGGUUGCAGGUGACUCGAGAAGAAUAACGAAGACAUAAAUUGUCAGUCAGUUUUCAAACAUUUUUCAGAGCAUUGGAAAAUGCUCUGCCUUUUCAACAGGUCUCUGCGUGAAGGAGCUCAGCUUCUUACACUGUUUACUUGAUUA
Trichechus manatus latirostris (Florida manatee) is the source of this 1034-nucleotide messenger RNA. RefSeq names its product olfactory receptor 5AC1-like. Gene Ontology annotation, cellular component: membrane. The record is from RefSeq and is a predicted model, not a curated record. NCBI's taxonomy places the organism in Eukaryota, Metazoa, Chordata, Mammalia, Sirenia, Trichechidae. Gene Ontology annotation, biological process: G protein-coupled receptor signaling pathway. Gene Ontology annotation, molecular function: odorant binding; G protein-coupled receptor activity; olfactory receptor activity.